Molecule: messenger RNA, 1294 nt
Organism: Anopheles stephensi (Asian malaria mosquito)
Lineage: Eukaryota; Metazoa; Arthropoda; Insecta; Diptera; Culicidae
Product: rho GTPase-activating protein conundrum-like
Exons: 5
Coding region: 1-1068 (355 amino acids)
Biological process (GO): signal transduction; regulation of actin filament polymerization; regulation of small GTPase mediated signal transduction
Cellular component (GO): cytoplasm
Molecular function (GO): GTPase activator activity
Source: RefSeq, a predicted model, not a curated record
AUGCUUAAGGCUCGCGAGCAGUCAGCGACAAACCUAGCUCCGCGACAGGCCAGAAAACGAUCACGAAUACAGCGCGUGGCGCUCUACUGCACGCGCAACCGACCGACAAACAAACGGGAUGUACGGGACGUAUUUGGAGUCAGGUUCGACAGCACGACCGAUGAGACGGUUUUGACGGCAGUAGACCAUCCCGCGAAACCCGUAGAAACGGCCCGCGAAACUUGCCAAAUCGACAUUGACCAGUUAUCGGAGGAUGAAUGGAAGCGGCUGCAACCGCUUCUGUGGCUCGAGCUGGAAUCCCUCUUCGGCAAGGAUCGCGUAUCCCCGGUCAGACAGAAACCGUUUAAGCCAACGCGCAAGGAGAAAGGCAACGGUGUCUUUGGUGUGUCGCUGAAUACACUUAUUCACCGCGACCAGCAGGUAUUCACCGGAAAGGAUACGACCGUGACCUUGGUACCGCUAGUGCUGCAGGUCAUACUGUCCGAGCUGGCAGUGCGCGGUGCUAGGGAGGAAGGCAUUUUGCGAGUAUCGGGAAACAAACAGAGGAUCGACGCCCUGUACAAUGAGAUCGAGCACAAUUUCUACCGCAAACCGGAAAAGAUCGAUCCGCUGAUCAAGGAAGCGGGUGUGCAUGAUCUCAGCUCGCUAUUGAAGCGUUGGCUAAGGGACUUGUCGCAGCCACUCUUGACCAACGAUCUGGUGCACCUUUUCUUUCAAACGAACGUUUUACCUCCACACGAUCAGUGUAAAGCGCUGGCGGUGCUUUGCCAACUACUGCCGCACGAAAAUCGCAACACACUGCGCGCGCUGUUGCAUUUCUUCCGUCGAGUAGUGGAGCAGCAACACCUGAACCGAAUGUCCCAACAGAACGUGGCAACGAUCAUUGCGCCCUCGUUCUUCCCACCAACAUUUGUGCAUCCACUAGACCACAAGGACGAUAUGGGAGCGCAAACACAGAUAGCUGACAAGUGUUGUCAGCUCACCAACGUGCUCCUAGGCAUGGCCGACAGCUUAUGGGUCGUACCACAGCGUCUAAUCGAGCAGGGCAAGAUUGUCAUUGCCAUGUGAUCGGGCCUAUUUGACUGACCAUUUUGAUCGAGACUGUGUUGCUAAAUAAAUUUGUUCCAAAUUUGCUAUUUGCUAUGAUUGUCGCUCAACAAAGAUGACCAAAUAUAAAUAAAUUAUAAUAAAACUUAAUGCAAUGCGUGUAGCGUGUUUAUGCUUGCUUCAGCCUGGGCAUUUACAUCUAAACGUAGAACUAGGAUUAGUAAAAAAUAGGAAGAAAUAGGAUUGU